This is a messenger RNA of Linum tenue, 2593 nucleotides long. The record is from the annotation of a GenBank genome assembly. Lineage: Eukaryota; Viridiplantae; Streptophyta; Magnoliopsida; Malpighiales; Linaceae.
CUGGGUAAUUCUUCUUAGAGGCGAUGAAUGGCUGGAUUUCUUAGUUCAACGAAGCAACAUUUUUUUCACGCUUGUAUUUAAGAUUUUGGUCAUACAGCGGAAGAAUAUAACUAAUUAGAUGAAAUGCGCCGAUGAGAGCAAAAACACCAACUUUGAAAGGAGGCACAUUGGCUAGUCCUUUUUCUUUUUGGGUUAUCUGAAAUUGUGAUCAUUCUUUAGUUUUAGGGUGGGGAAAGAGAGGGAUUUCUAUUGUGGGAUUCGGGUGUGGGCAUUUCUGGUUUAGGACAAAAAGAAAACAUUGGGGUUUUGUGUCUUCUCUAGCAUUCUCGCUUUUCCUUAAAAGAACUUGUAUAUGUUAGAUUCGAUGAGAUGAGAAGGGUAGCAAGUGAAUGGGGUUGUGGCUUUAGAGGAAAUGGGAUUAAGAACACUUGGGUACAUAAUGGUCUGUGUGAUGCUUCUUUUUUUGGUGGCCAUGGUUGAUUCUGCAAAUCAUCGACCUGAGGUGAAGGAAGAAAAACUGCUCUACGCGAUGGCUCAUAGAGUGAAUAGUGAAGCUGAAAUUAAUUAUAUUGAAGAGAAGCGAGAUGAGAGGCCUCUACUCCACUUGCGUGAUUCUUUUGCUAGUUCAUCUCUAGCUUCUGCAAGUAUGGCUACUUCGAGUGCUAACGACCCAAAGUCUAGUGGUGUUGUAAACGCUACACUUGUAAGCAACCUAUCUAUGCAACAGGAGAAACAAGAAGGUGUAACACUAGAGGGACAAUCAUCAGAGACAAAAGAAAUUGCAGGAGAUGAACUUCCACCUCUAAAACCUCCACCAGGAAGAACAGUGGCACCCCCACCACCAGCGGCACCUGCUCCACCGCCACCUCGUCCACCUCCCCCAGGAGCUCCAGGACCUCCAGCACCCCCAAAACCCCGCCCCCCACCUCCUCCUAAAUCAAAUUUAAGGCCUUCACCUCUUGGACCAAAGAGGCCUAAUAAGAGUGGCUCUAACGAUGAUGGUACCGAUGAUGGAGGUCAAAAAACUAAAUUGAAACCUUUCUUUUGGGAUAAGGUUAUGGCCAGUCCUAAUCAAUCCAUGGUCUGGCAUGAGAUUAGUGGUGGAUCUUUCCAGUUUGAUGAAGAGAUGAUAGAGUCACUUUUUGGCUAUAAUGCCAAUAAGAAUAACAAUGAGCGUAAGAGAGAGGUAGUUGACAAUUCAGUUCAGUACAUUCAAAUUAUUGAUCCGAGGAAGGCUCAGAAUCUAUCUAUACUUUUGAAAGCAUUGAAUGUGACUACAGAAGAAGUUCUUGAUGCUCUUAGAGAAGCUAACGAGCUUCCAGUGGAGCUUCUCCAGACUUUGUUGAAGAUGGCACCAACCGCAGAUGAGGAAUUAAAGCUUAGGCUAUAUGCGGGUGAGAUUGCUCAACUAGGCCCUGCUGAACGUUUCCUCAAAGCAUUGGUGGAGGUCCCUUUUGCUUUCAAAAGAAUUGAAUCCCUAGUGUUUAUGAGUUCCCUUCAGGAAGAAGUUACCACUCUCAAAGAAGCCUUUGUGACCCUAGAGGUAGCUAGCAACAAGCUCAAAAAUAGCAGGUUAUUCUUGAAACUACUGGAAGCAGUCCUCAAAACUGGCAAUCGAAUGAAUGAUGGCACAUACCGAGGUGGUGCAUUAGCAUUCAAGCUCGACACUCUUCUAAAGCUCUCAGAUGUCAAAGGAACGGAUGGAAAGACAACUCUUUUACACUUUGUUGUUCUAGAAAUCAUUCGUUCUGAAGGCAUUCGAGCAGUCCGAGCAGCAAAGGCAAACGCAAGCGUCUCUAGCGUGAUGUCAGAUGACCUCAGCGAGGACCCCAAUGAUAAGGCAGCAGAGGAACACUACUGCAACAUUGGUCUUCAAGUAGUUUCGAGCUUGAGCAACGACUUUGAUGAGGUGAAAAAGGCAGCUGUAUUGGACGCUGACAUGUUGUCAUCUACACUGGGAAAACUCAGGAAAUCAUUAACGAAGGCUAAAGCUUUUGUGGAGUCAGACAUGAAGAGCGAUGAAGAGAGCGAGUUUUAUGCAGCACUCGUUGGCUUCAUGAAUCGAGCUGACUCAGAUAUUGCCUGGCUUUCAGAGGAAGAGAAGAGGAUAACAUCACUAGUACAGAGCACAGCAGAUUACUUCCAUGGCAAGUCGGGUAAGGAAGAAGGCUUACGACUUUUUAGCAUUGUUCGGAGUUUCUUGACAAUGCUUGACAAGGCAUGUAAAGAAGUGAAGGAAGCGAGAGCUAAGAAAGUGCCUGCAACGAAAGUGUCGAUCAAGAAAGAUAACUUAGGUGAGGCGUCAAGUUCAGGAAUUCAACAACAACAACAACAGGUUGAGAAUCAAAAUCAUCAUAAACGGUUGUUUCCAGCCAUUGCUGAAAGGCGGAAUAAUGAGUCUUCUAGUUCAGAUGAUGAAAACUCAAGUGAUGAAGAUUAGCUCUCCCUUUUCCUCUCUUCUUAGCUUUUGUAUGAUAGAUACCAAAACAAAAAGGCCAAAUCUUUCUCAGUCUACAAUCUUGUACAUGUACACACUUUCUUGUUUGUAUAUUCACCCAAGUUAGAGAAGGAAAAUUUUUCAUUUUUAUUUUUU